Molecule: messenger RNA, 786 nt
Organism: Protopolystoma xenopodis
Lineage: Eukaryota; Metazoa; Platyhelminthes; Monogenea; Polystomatidea; Polystomatidae
Source: the annotation of a GenBank genome assembly
AAUCAACAGACGAACAAAGUCGAAGUUAAUGAGCCUCCGUUGGUGCAGACCAAUGGUUCACUCAGCCGUUCUGGACGAAGAAGAUCUCCUCGAAGUCAGCCAGUCUACUCGGAGACCUUCGGCAUGCAGCAGGGCCUCUUGGCUGUGGGCAAUCUGGCGGCGGCUUUUGUCCUGACCAGUUCGGCCCAACGUCAAGAACUGGAUUUGCAGCAGCACAAACGGCCGAGGCAACAGGGACUCGAACAGCGGCGCACUCCGUGCUCGUCGGUCUCUGUCGUGACUGGCGGUGGUGACGAUUGGAGGACUCAGAAGGCUGCCUGGCAGAAGGUGGGAGGGUACGAUCCGGCGCCAGAAGUGUCGAGACUGGCGACGCUUGACGCCGUUCCUGGAGCCGAAUCGUCAGCCAAUCGAGUUGCUGCCUCGUGCCCUCAAGUCUCCGACUCACCGUCCGAGGCAGCUCGGGCCGUGCUGUACCAUAACAGCGCCAGAGCCUGCUUAAAUCCCUCCAGACUCGAGUGCGGUGAUGAGUUGGCAGAGAAAAUGACAUCGAAAAGGAAGAAAGACAAUACAUUCGACGAGGAGAACGACGGUUCCGGCAGGUCACAGACGCACUGGAUCUCCGAAUCAGACAUCUCCGGCUGGAGUAUGCCUCCGCCUGAAGACCCGAAGAAGGUUAGGGGGACCUUCUUCGGUCGCCAUAAACGCGACAGUGCAGACAUCGUAAGUUUCAGUGUUAGUGGUUGCGUUCGCUUUCAAUUCGAGCGAAGUCUUUCAGAAGUGGGUUGA